Molecule: messenger RNA, 456 nt
Organism: Akanthomyces muscarius
Lineage: Eukaryota; Fungi; Ascomycota; Sordariomycetes; Hypocreales; Cordycipitaceae
Exons: 1
Coding region: 1-456 (151 amino acids)
Source: RefSeq, a predicted model, not a curated record
AUGGCAGAGCCGCCGCAGGCAGACUACGUGGCAUCGGCAGGACUGAUACCACGCCUGCCGCAGCCCGCAUCGUCGUAUCCCCGGGGCAAACGCGGCGAGGCAUUUUACCUGUCCGUCAUUAAGCUUCGACCAGCCACGAGCAUGCGUCUCUCCGUGAACGGCCGGCGCAUCACGGGUUUGCUUCUCAUCUACCAGGACGGCGCGGAGGACACGCUCGGACGAGUGUGCCUGGCAAAGCUGCAGCCGCCGGAGAGGCUGUACGAGGAUGGCAUUUGGAUUCUCGCGGAGCAAGUCGACAAGUAUCCGCAGGUAGUGCGGGUCGUGGUCGAAAAACCCGGGCGUAACGCGGACAGGUAUCUUCAUGUGCGCUGGCAGGGCCAGCUGGAGUGGUGGUCGUCUGCGCGGCAGUGCGAGCUACACUACUUGCAAGGGCAGACGCUUCCCGCACGUCCUUAG